AUGGCUAUUUUUGUCUUUUUUCUCAAAAUCUUAUCUAAUCUUCUCGUUUCCCAUCGUUAUACGACGCAAGACCUAAUUUUCCUUCUUCCUCCUUCUGCCGCCGCCGCUGUCAUGGAAGCGUUAAAAGGGGUUUGUGAUAUCCCUCUCUCUCAACUACCGAAUCCUGUCAUCAAAGGGGACAUACCCUCAAUCACAAUCCCAGAAGAAGAAUAUGAAGCAGGAAUUACUGAAUGUAAAAAUAACCUACAUGGCAGAGUUCUGUGGCCAAAGGGCUCUUCUCCGCUGACGGUAGCUGCGCUUAAGGAAAAACUCUCCACAUCUUGGUCUGAGGUCAAGAACUGGGGAAUGUUAUCUUUGGGAAAAGGAUACUAUGAGUUCACUUUUGCCACCACUGAAGAUAUGCGUAGGGAAUAUUGGAAACCUCGUAUAGUGUUUGCUAUAGCCAGUUGUGUAGGUACACCUAUUUGCAUUGAUGCUGCGUCUUCCAAGUCAAGAAUUGAUCACACCUUUGGGCAAUAUGUAAGGGUCCUGGUUGAUAUGGAUUUAACCAAACCUCUAAAUCACAAUGUGCUUGUUGAAAGAAAAAGUUUUGCGUUCUUUGCUGACAUAGAAUAUGAAAACUUACCUCCUUUCUGUGAUAAUUGCAAGAGGUUGGGACAUGUUAGACAAGAUUGCAAAUUACUUCAGAAACACCCAGCUCCUGCAGCUCCUCGAACCAAAGCAGUUUACAUACUAAAACAAAACAAUAAAUCUGUAGAACCUGUGACAGACACACAUGCGUCUUUGGAAAGAGUGAUUCAGCCGACAAUUGAGAGUCAGGUGCCUGAAGAUCCCAUCAUUGUCCCUAAUCCUCUAAAUUUUAUCUCUCAGCCUCUGGAUGAUUCAGAAACACAACUUACAGAAGUAGUGGAAGCUACUCAUGUCAAGGAGUCUCCAAUGAAUAAUUUUCUCCAUAAUUCCUGGGCGGAACUAGCUGAUCUGGAAGAAGAACAGGUGGAUAAGGAUGGAGCUUUUACUAAUGCAGUCUCUAUCCUAAAAAAGAAACAGGCUGCUAGGAUCAAAGCAAAGCGUGACACGAGGUCUCAAGCAGGGCCUGUCCUUUCUUUACCAUGA
Messenger RNA from Vicia villosa (hairy vetch), 1113 nucleotides. RefSeq lists its product as uncharacterized. The record is from RefSeq and is a predicted model, not a curated record. The coding region runs from base 1 to 1113 and encodes 370 amino acids. The transcript is spliced from 3 exons. Lineage: Eukaryota; Viridiplantae; Streptophyta; Magnoliopsida; Fabales; Fabaceae.